AUGGUGGUGAUAAACGACGUGAUAAUCAACUCUGCCGUGCAUCUCGCUCUCAACGCUAUGAUGGGGAUGCGCAUCUAUGCCAUUCUUGGCAAAUCGAGGCGGGUGCUUUAUUUCAUUGGUGUCUGCUUCAUCGCUACGCAAGUCACUGCAAUUGUGCUGGCAUUGCUGAAGGUGUUCCCCUUACACGUCACCACGAGCAGCACCAGCCUCGCCAGCCCUGAAGAAGGCGACAUCUGCGAAACGUGGACUGCGUCGCGGAAAGCGUGGUACCAGUCCGGCUCACUGAUCUGUCUUGUUGUGUAUGAAACCAUUAUGUUUCUGAUGUCGCUCGUCGUCUUCGUCCGGAACGCAUUAGAUGAGACUCAGAGGCUUACCGCAACCUCAAAGACGUUGAUGGGCAUCAUUAUUCGGGACAAUAUGCUUUAUUUCCUUGCAGCUUUUCUCGGGCUUUCGCUUACCGUGUCCUCAAACAUCAUCUCUAUCGUGGUCCCUUCUGCUAACACCGUCUCUCACCUAUGGUACCACGCAUUCACCGUCUUCACAACUGUAUGCUCUGCACUGUAUCAGGUCUUACUCGGCCCUUUGAUGAUGCUAAGCAUCCGGGAGUACGACUUCAAGCAUGUGAACGGAGGAGGGACUUCCGGCAACGUAGAGAUGGGAACGCUCAAGUUUGCCACGGCUGCGUGGUCGCAGACGGGUACCGCAGACAUCUCGAGCGUGGAUCACCCUCGGCGACACGUCGUGUCUUUCACUGCUCCCAACUGCUCCCUAUCGCUUUCCUAUCUCCAUGCAAAGCGGCGGUCGGCCUUGCAGCAACAUCGCCUUGAACCUCGCUGCAAGCCUCACGUCCCCCUCACCUCUCUUUGA
This is a messenger RNA of Coniophora puteana RWD-64-598 SS2, 867 nucleotides long. RefSeq lists its product as uncharacterized. Lineage: Eukaryota; Fungi; Basidiomycota; Agaricomycetes; Boletales; Coniophoraceae. The record is from RefSeq and is a predicted model, not a curated record. The transcript has 7 exons. The coding region runs from base 1 to 867 and encodes 288 amino acids.